CUCCAGCCAUUUUGUUGGCGCGCGUCGCCUGCUUAUCGAACGCAAUUCAAAACUCAGGAACACGCCUUCAUCCUUCAGCAUAAUUUGGUCCACAUCGCAGAUUCUCUCUUUCUCUCUCUCCCUUUCUCUCCUUCUGUUUUCAUGGUCUAAACCUGGGUUUUUGUGGGCACUCAUGAAACCAGAAGGUAUCAACGAAGAACAGACACAAACCUUAACCUCUGUUCCAGAUCAAAGCAGUCACUAUGGUGAGACAAGCUCCAGAAGAACCAGAGGCGGUGGUGGGUCUCCGAGGUCUGGUGGUGGGCAAUUACUGUCACGACGUUCUGAUCCGCGAUGGCCGAGUGGUGGGUGAGAGCCUUGGCGGUGCUGCGUCCUUUGUCUCUAACGUCCUUGACAACCUCUCGAUCCCCUGUCAUUAUGUCUCUAAGGUCGGCCCCGAUUUCGUCUACUCUGUCUCUCACGAACCCAUCUCCUCUCCUUCUUCCCUGACCACUCUCUUCCAUGCCCAUUUCACCUCCGACCCAGAUUCAAAUGGGAAUCAAGAUCGUGUCCUCAAAAGGGUUCAUGUCUGUGAUCCGAUUAACCCCUCAGACCUUCCCGAUUCCCAAUUCGAUUUCGGUCUGGCUGUUGGUGUUGCUGGGGAGAUCCUGCCUGAAACCCUUGAGCGUAUGCUUGAUAUCUGUCGUGUGGUUUUUGUUGACAUACAAGCUUUAAUUCGCGACUUUGAUCCUGUGGAUGGGACUGUGAAGCUUGUUACCCUCAGAGAGAGUGGCUUCUUUCAUCUCUUGCCUCGGAUUGGGUUCCUUAAGGCUUCUGCUGAAGAAGCUCCUUUUGUUGAUGUUGAAGAGGCACGGAAAUGGUGUUGUGUUCUUGUUACCGACGGGAAGGAUGGUUGUAGGGUUUUCCGGGAAGAUGGGGAAAUGCAGAUUCUGCCAUUUCCGACUGUUCAAGUUGAUCCUACAGGUGCUGGUGAUAGUUUGUUAGGGGGUUUUGUUGCAGGGCUUAUUCGAGGUUUGGCAGUGCCGGAUGCAGCACUCUUGGGGAAUUUCUUCGGUUCACUGACUGUUGCUCAGAUUGGUGUUCCCAAAUUUGACUUGAGGUUGCUGCAGAGAGUAAAGGAUGAGCUAGAAAGGAAGGCACCUUAUAUCAAUGGCUGUGAAAGAAUAGAUGAUGGAGCUGAAUUUAAGAAAUCAGCUGAGCAUGAAGAAUUCCAGGCUUACCUUACCAGAGCAGCUAAACUGUUAUCAACCUACCAUGGCAAGGAAGAUCAAUUGGAUCCCUGUCAUGACAAGGAAGAUCGAUUGGAUCCGCCUGAGUCCUGCCCAAGCAGACAUAUUGGUGCGAGGAUAUAGUGGUUGGAAUUCAAGGCGUGCUCUCCAAGUUGUCGAACAAGUUUUUCCAAAGGAUGCUGCUAUACAACCUUCGUUGGUAAUAGUUUACUUUGGG
Telopea speciosissima is the source of this 1446-nucleotide messenger RNA. Its product is annotated as inositol 3-kinase. The record is from RefSeq and is a predicted model, not a curated record. Gene Ontology annotation, biological process: myo-inositol hexakisphosphate biosynthetic process. NCBI's taxonomy places the organism in Eukaryota, Viridiplantae, Streptophyta, Magnoliopsida, Proteales, Proteaceae. The coding region runs from base 243 to 1352 and encodes 369 amino acids. Gene Ontology annotation, molecular function: kinase activity. The transcript has 4 exons.